GAUUAGAAGAAGAUAAGUAUAUGUGCUUGUAGAGAACACGGCACACCGCCAAUCAGUUUCGAAGAAGAACCCACAAAGACGACCUCUUUCUCUUUCAAGACUUGUUCUUCAAGACCCAAGACCUGCAAAUUUCAGACACUGAAACAUUGCUGAUGGGAGAUCAUUCAAUCUUGAGUGUUGAGGAGCUAAUUAAAGCCGAAAAAUUGCAACAGCUACAAAAGGGUGAUGUCCCUGCCGGUGAGGGUUGCAGCAUUCAUGCUGUCGAUCCUUCGAGUUCAAUUAUUGAUAUAAAGAAUGUGGUAGAUGACCGUUUGGACGAUGAAGAAGAACCGCUUAUUCAGACAGUUGAAUGUCGUAUUUGUCAAGAGGAAGAUAGUGUACAGAAUCUGGAAAUUCCAUGUUCAUGUAGAGGCAGUUUGCAGUAUGCUCAUCGGAAGUGUGUCCAGCAUUGGUGCAACGAGAAAGGAGAUACAAUUUGUGAGAUCUGUCACAAGCCUUACCAACCUGGUUAUACUGCUCCUGCACCUCGUGUGGAAGAUGCCACUAUUGACAUUAAUGCGGGUUGGACGAUCUCUGGUACUCCUUUGGACUUGCACGAUCCUCGACUUCUGGCAAUGGCAGCAGCAGAACGUCAUCUCCUGGAAACUGAAUAUGAUGAAUAUUCUGAUACAAAUGCCAAUGGAGCUGCGUUUUGCCGUUCUGCUGCUCUAAUUUUAAUGGCUCUUCUGCUGUUGAGGCAUGCUCUCAGCCUCGGUGACAAUGAGGAAGACGAUGCAUCUGCCUUUUUCUCUAUUUUCCUGCUAAGGGCUGUUGGAUUUCUUCUUCCCUGUUAUAUUAUGGCAUGGGCUAUCAAUAUACUGCAGCAAAGGCGUCAAAGACAGGAAGCAGCGGAAGCACUUGCAGCAAGUGAAGUUGCGUAUAUGAUACAAGCUGGGCAACGAAGGGGUCUGCAAUUUACUAUAGCUCCUGGACCUGCAAUUCCAACUGGAGCAAUGCCACCGCCUGGACCUGCAGUAACAACUCCUCAUCAGGAACCAGUUUAAUUAAUGAAACUGGUUCCAUUCCAAAUAUAUACCGAUUUCUUACCUGCAUUUACUGCCAAAUUUAAUAUUCCUGCGGCACUUUUCUAUACUAUGUUAAAAUCCGGUUUUCGUUCAAAUUUGAAACUCUUAUGUAAUCCUCAUGUGUUACCUUAUGUACAUAUAUUUUUAAAUGAAGCCCCCCAAUAUGUUGAGAACAUGGGCAUUCAUUGAAAAAAAUUGAUAUUUUUCAUUCUAUAUUAAAACAAUUGAACAGUGAAUUAUUCAAUAGAAUGUUUGAUUAUUGA
This is a messenger RNA of Impatiens glandulifera, 1327 nucleotides long. RefSeq lists its product as uncharacterized. Gene Ontology annotation, cellular component: membrane. Gene Ontology annotation, molecular function: zinc ion binding; ubiquitin-protein transferase activity. The coding region runs from base 153 to 1043 and encodes 296 amino acids. The transcript has 8 exons. The record is from RefSeq and is a predicted model, not a curated record. Gene Ontology annotation, biological process: protein ubiquitination. NCBI's taxonomy places the organism in Eukaryota, Viridiplantae, Streptophyta, Magnoliopsida, Ericales, Balsaminaceae.